Messenger RNA from Plasmopara halstedii, 2727 nucleotides. RefSeq lists its product as uncharacterized. Bases 1 to 2727 code for a protein of 908 amino acids. The record is from RefSeq and is a predicted model, not a curated record. NCBI's taxonomy places the organism in Eukaryota, Oomycota, Peronosporomycetes, Peronosporales, Peronosporaceae. The transcript has a single exon.
AUGAAGCAUCGAGCAAGCGAAAAACUUUGCUCUUUUGUACAAAUUGCUCUUGUCAGUAUGUUUAUAUUGAAUAUUCCGACUGCCCAAUUGCAAGCAAGUGACGUUGACUCAGGAAGUGGACCUUCUGGAGAGUUGGGCUGUGAGGUUUCUGAAGGAGACAAAGCGUUCGGAAUUCAGGUGAUCUUCGAUGUUGCGUGUGCUGGGGGUGGUCUGGGUUGUUACAGUGACCACUGUCGAUACUGCAAAGUUGUUGACACGUUCAAGUCGACACAUUUAGAAAGCUGCGGAUCUUUUGGAGCAUCAUUUCCUAUAAUGGCACCAUUGACACCAUCCAAAGGUGCAUGUCUCGUGUCUAGUGGCGACGCUGCGGUUGGAGUUGGAGGAAUGACAGAUCUUUCCUGUCUGUAUGGUGGCAUUGGAUGUUUUAAUGAUCAUUGUCGGUUUUGUCAAAGUGAAUUUAGCCCUCAAUCUUCUUUGUUCUUGUUGUGCUCCUGGGUCAAAAAUACAAACACCGGCUCGGAUAUUUUAAACGAUUUUGCUGGAGAUUACGACGCAGACAAACUAACAAAAGAAAAUUCGGCUGUGGCGGGUGGUUAUAUGUGCACUUUGACGCCAUCGUACGGCAACAUUGCGGUCGGCAUUGAUAUCACAUCCGAUGCAUCUUGUUCUGGUGGUGGCGUGGGAUGCAUUGAUAACAUCUGUCGUUUCUGUAAAUCUACGGACACGGCCGAGUCUGUCCACUUAAUUCCAUGUCCUUCUGUUACAGUGCUCUGCUCAACAAAGGUUUCGGACGGUGACGCCGCUGUAGGAAUUAGUAUUGCUACUGAUGCAUCUUGUGCACAGGGAGGCGUGGGGUGCAUUGAUAGCAAGUGCCGUUUCUGUCGAAAAAAUAUCUCAACACAAUCGGCCGCAUAUGUCGACUGCGCAUUAAUUGGCAAUACUACUGCACAGACACCAGUGACUACAUUAGCAUCUUUGGCACCUUCUCUUUCGCCAGCACUGACACCAUCAUCAACAGCAAUACAAUCGUGUAGCCUUACAGUCUCGGAAGGUGAUGCUGCCGUCGGCAUAAAUGUCGUUACGGACACUGGCUGCAUUUGGGGUGGCUUGGGUUGUAUUGACCAGUCUUGCCGUUUCUGUCGAGUCACCACUUCAAUCCAAUCUGAGCCAUUCGUCGACUGUGCCUCAAUCGUCCGCACAAUGACAGCGCCAGUUUCGGGCUCUACAAUUUCGAUUCAACCAGCUGUAUUGACUACUUCUCCCUCGACAAAAGCACCGGAAUUAAUCACCCCAGCUCCGACAAAAGCGCCGGUGGCACCGACGAAAGCACCGAUAACAACAAAAGCACCAGAACCGAGAAUUCCAGCUUCUACUAAACCACCCGUGACGGGAACUCCAGCUCUUACUAAGGAACCGACCACAGCACCUCCUACUAAAGCAUCAGACACAGCACGCCCUACCCAAACACCAGCGCUAACCACUUUAACUCCGACGAGUACGCCAACAUCAACAAUCGCAGCUCUGACUAGGGCGCCGACAUCAACUAGCACUAUCUUGCCUCCUGUGUUGCCAACUGCUGACUGUAACAUCACCGCGGCAGCAGGCGAUCUCGCUGUUGGUGUGGAUAUCGUGACCGACAUUUCCUGUGUGUCUGGCGGCCUGGGCUGCAUAAACAGCGUAUGCCGCUUUUGCAGAGUCAAGGCUACUACUCAGUCUGCGGUUUAUGUGGAUUGUGCCAUAAUUACAAGUAUAACUCAUCCUUUAACGCCGGCUUUAACGACACCGACAUUGACACCAACGCCGACAAUUAAAUCGGCCGCCACCCCUAUAAUUGUGUUUUUAUGCUCUCGCGCGGCUUCAGGUGGAGACAAAGACGUCGGACUGGACAUUGUCUCGGAUGUUCGCUGUAGCGAAGGUGGUACUGGAUGCUUGGACGAAGUUUGCCGUUUUUGUAAACGUUUCGACACGGUUCAGUCGCAGACGUACAUAAACUGCUCUUUUAUCCCGUCUUCGGACAUUGGCUCUGAUAUCACCUUUGUGCAAAUUCCCAUUGUAAAUGAUAAGAAGACGUUGGAAUCCGCAGGGAUUAUUUCCAAGGACAAAUCGAUGCAAGUCGAAAUGUCCACGAAUACAAUCGUAACACUCCAAGAAACAGCUGCAGUCGAGACUGAAAUGGAUUACACAUGUGCAAACGUGUCACUGGCUGAUGGGCAAGCGGCAGGAGGGAUUGGCGUCGUUCUCGAUACAAUUAAUUGUCCUAAGGGGCUUGCUACUGGAUGUGUCGGUAGUGAAGGUUGCCGAUACUGCAUGAGGUUUCCAACAAGUGUGUCUGAAAUGUUGGACUACUGCGCGGUUGUAAACAGCUCAGCCGUGGCGUAUGCCUUGUCUGGUCUUUUUCCUUUCUCACAUCAAGACGGUACUGGUCUCUUAGCUGAUACGGGCAAUGCUGAGCCUCGAGUCGAAAGAGUCACGACAUCCAAAGCGAUUGCUAUAAACGAAAACGAACCGCAAAGCAUGUUGACAGAAAUUAGGAAAUGGUUUGCUGUUGCCGGAGCAUGCUUUGGGGUUGUCAUAUUGGUAUCGCUGGUGACAUAUCGCCUUUAUCGAUUAAGCAAUAGACAGUCCGAUCUUGGCGCAUCAUCAACAACAGACAAGAGAAUUAGCUCCGACAAUAACGUGGUAGUCAUGUCGAAUUCUAUUGACCAUCUUGAAAUCAUCGAUGAAUAA